AUGUGGACGCAAGAUUUUAUGCGAGUGUUACAAGGCGCUCGGAAAGUGACGGAGCAAGUCAUUCGUACGCAAAGUCCAAUGAUAACGACAAAGAGUGAACAGCUGUCAAAGCACGCCAUGGAAUUGAGUCGAAUCGUUCCAUCUUUUGUCAAUUCGAACGCGUCACCAGCUGGGAAUGCAAUGGCUACACGGGAACAAGAGAAAGGACCAAAAAGAAAAAAAGAAGACGACGAGGAAGAAAAAGAAGAAAUAGUCCCACGUAAAGUAUGGGAAGAAAAACGAGUCCCUUCAUCACCUUUAUCUCGAAUUUUAGGUUUUGGAGGUCUUGCUGCCAAACUUGCAGUUGGCACAGCAGCAGAAUUUGUACGAACGGGUGGAAAGAAUGGCACAUAUAAUGCUUUAGUAUCCGAUGCCAAUGUGGAAAAGUUAGCGGAGACUUUAUGUACAAUGAGAGGAGCAGCAUUGAAACUUGGACAGAUGUUAAGUAUUCAAGAUGAAGCAAUGAUUCCAUCGAAACUAACGGUUGCAUUGGAUCGUGUUCGUGAAAAUGCACAUGUCAUGCCGAAGAACCAGCUGCAUCAACAGCUUGAAACUGAACUUGGUGAAGAUUGGCAAAGCAAGUUUCUAGAAUUUGACGACGUUCCAAUUGCUGCUGCGUCCAUUGGACAGGUCCACAGAGCUACGCUUCUGAACCGUGACCGCGUGGCAAUUAAGAUUCAGUAUCCAGGUGUGGCUGAUUCCAUCGGCAGUGAUCUGCUCAACCUCAAACGACUGGUGACAUACACGAACAUUUUACCACGUGGACUGUACAUUGACGAGAUCAUUCGUGUGGGCGAGGAAGAACUCACAGCCGAGUGUGAUUACAUUAAGGAGGCGGAGAACCAGGAGCGUUUCAGGGAGCUUAUCGAGCAGAGUGGCAUGGGUGAACAAUACGUUGUGCCACGCGUGUACCCAGAAUUGUCCACGGCACGUAUUUUGACGACGCAAUUAAUCUCUGGAGUUGCGGUUGACAAAGCAGUGCAUCUCUCGCAGGAUGUGCGCAACAGUAUUGGUCGUCGUCUCCUUGAGCUUACGAUUCAUGAGCUAUUUAACUGGCGCUUCAUGCAGACAGAUCCAAACUGGAGCAACUUUAUGUACAAUGCAUCCACUGACAAGAUUGGGCUUGUAGAUUUUGGUGCUGCUCGCGAGUAUCCGAAGUCGUUCGUGGAUGAGUACUUCAACGUUGUUUGGGCUGCAGCGAAUGAAGACGAGAAAACGAUGAUUGACUCUUCGAUCAAGCUGCACUUCCUGACUGGCGACGAGUCUCCCGCUAUGAUGCGCGCCCAUAUUGCAGCUGGUAUGGUGGUUGGUGAGCCCUUCCGGUCGCACGAGCCCUUUGACUUCCAAAAGAGCCAAUUGACAACCAGACUCGGUCAGCACACAGAGGCGUUCAUGCACGGUCGUUUGACACCCCCGCCGCAAGAAGCUUAUAGUCUGCAUCGUAAGCUUGCGGGUGCUUUUUUGAUGUGCAUCAAGCUGCGUGCCGUCAUACCAUGUCGGAGUGUACUUGAAGACGUGCAUCGCCAACAUUACUCGUAG
Peronospora farinosa is the source of this 1578-nucleotide messenger RNA. Lineage: Eukaryota; Oomycota; Peronosporomycetes; Peronosporales; Peronosporaceae. The record is from the annotation of a GenBank genome assembly.